Messenger RNA from Cylicostephanus goldi, 1884 nucleotides. NCBI's taxonomy places the organism in Eukaryota, Metazoa, Nematoda, Chromadorea, Rhabditida, Strongylidae. The record is from the annotation of a GenBank genome assembly.
AUGUUGCGUUGCAAGUUCUGUGCCCAUCAGACGUGUACUCAUACGAUGAUGCGAGAUCAUUUGCAAUCUAACCAUGUCUUGGUCUGUCGAGCCUGCGGAAAUGGAUUUGCGCAUCGGGAGAGUUUGACCCGACAUGGAAAACUGGGACGAUGCUCGAUGCAGUUUAAAGAUGUGUCUGUGAAACAAAUUUCUGCUGACUGUGGAGUAUGCUAUAAGAGAAUGUCACUUGCCAAUGCAUACCUUCAUUUGUUCCGAGAGCAUUUGAAUGCGGUCUUGUAUGGCACAGUAUCUGGGCAGGUGUAUCCAGAGCAUCUCAAUCUUCACGUUGAUCAAAGUUUGGCAGAAGUUCUACCUGUAAAGGAAGUGGCUCCAAUCACGCCCUUGCCUACACCUGGUGAACAUGGCGAACGAAGAAAUCGCGAAGUGGUCGUGUACAAAGUGCCACCGAAUAAUGCACAUGUUAUCUGUGUGGGAUGCAAAUGGCUAAUGCAGAUCAACUCAAUAAACACCUCAGCAGGCAUCCGGAGAAAUUACACUCCUAUCGCUGACCAUGAGGCAAUGAGAGUGCAUCUUACACAACGGCACAUGGAUAAAAAAGAUGGCAAUUUGUGUUGUCGUUAUUGCCAGCGAAUCAUAGCUGGUGAGAGUUGUGCACAUCUCCUCUAUAUGUGUACACAAACUCGAAAAUGUGCGUUGUGUUAUGGAAAUCAAGUCAUGAAAAAUUCUGCUGAGAUGACUGUACACUGGACAAAUAAACACUUGGACAUUUUGAGGAGAUUCCAAUGCUCUGAUUGCGGUAUGACGUUCUGUCAUGUAAAAGAUUUCUGGGGUCAUCAGUGUCGUUCACACUUUAUGCAACAGAAAUGUAGCUGUGGAUUCUCAGUGACUUUUUCUUCCCGAACUGCAUUUUUACUGCAUUUUGGUAUGCAUAUCGAUGAGGCAAAUAUGACAUGUAAAUUGUGCAAGUUUAAAUUUUCCUCGAAGGUUGCGCUGCAGAAUCAUCGGCUUUCGCAUGCUAUAAUGGUCAAUAGUGCAACUGGAAGACAGCUGAUAAUUUUGGAUCAAAAACUUGCUCAAGCAGAGCUGCAGCAACAACAGCAGCAACAGCAACAGCAGCAACAACAACAACAACAACAGGAAGCGAGGAAACCGAGGCGAACUGCUAAAGAACUCGAUGCUUUGAUUGAGGAGAAACGAUUCACCGCCGAUAUCACCAUAACAUUGCGUUCCAUCGUUCGCCAAGUAUGCGAAUCUCUUGGCGAAGACUAUAAUGCGCAGAAGGACUCACCAUCGCCGUCUGAUGUGCUUGUAGCUAACAACGAUGACGAUAUAAUAGAAUUAGACAGCCCUGGUGUGGAUGAUGAUUUGGUCGACAGUGCUGAGGCAAGUGCCCAUCGAGCAUCUCUUAUGGCCCAAGUUCGAGUGGAAGUCGCAGAUAAUGUUGGGAAUGUGGGAUCGUCGAUGCCUGGCUAUAUUGAGGACGACGACGAGAGCGCAGUGGAAUGCCUUCCUGAGACAUAUGAAUUCAAAAAUGUGGGUUUCUUCUCAUUUCAGAACGUGAAAGCUGAGUACGCGUCGGCAGUUGUUAAAGAAGUUCAUGACGACAACAACGACGACGAAUUACAAGUUAUCGGCGAAGUCGAACACGCUCCUGGUGUUACGUCAUCAGCUGUGGUCACCCGCGAAAAGAAGUAUAAAUGCUCGCGAUGCAGUUCUAUGUUUAUCACUGCUCAUGCAGCCAAACUGCAUGAGGAGACGUCACAUAGCACUGAUGCGGGUGGUAUAUGUGAGAAGGUCUUCGGCAUUCCUUUGAAGGGUUUCUUUUUCGUAUGCAGGAAUUGCUGCGCUGCAUUUGAAAGUCAGCAACAAUUCAAAAAUCAUCGG